AGACUGAAGAAGCUGAGCACAGCCCUGAGGGCUGUUUCUACCAGCCCUUGCCACUGCCUUGGGAUCCCCCCGGACACAGGCCCUGUGCAAUUUGGGCAGGAAGCCUCCAGCUCUUUUUUAAGCCCUUGCAACACACCAGACAUGCUCUGCUGUCUCCCAGAGCACCUAGGGAACUCCUCAUAGUGGAGUCAGACUUCAAUGAAACCAGAACAUGUGUGUGCCAGCUUCCAGCAGUAGGUUGGAUGAGCUGCUUUGGUAAGUGCAAGGACCAGUUGCCAGGUUGCAAUGGCCUAUACCCAGCCUCAGACAAGUGCAUCUCUGUCCCAGCAUGGGAAGCCAUUUCCCAGAGACUCUCUCAAGUUCUGGGUUUCUCUCUUCUCUGUGUUUUUCUCUUUUUCUCCUCUAGGAGCCCUUGAAGAAGUCAGAGUCUCAAUGUCUCAUCCCCUUUUCUGACAUCUUCAUUUUGCCUCAAUCAGCAAGUCCUUUCUUGUCUAUUGUCAUGUCUGGAGACCUUUCUAGCAUUGCUAGAUUGAUAUUUUAUACUCUCCUCUCUUGUGAAGCCAGUCACCCCUAGGGAGAGAGACUGAGGCUGUUGCUGUGCAAAUGCUGAGGAAAACACAGUUGCAUGUUCUUUGGCAAAUCACAUGCAGUGUGAACUUUAAUGAUAACAUCAGGAAGUUUUCAGGAAGAAUGAAGGAUGGCUCACAGAGGGUGGAAUCAAUAGGGAAGAACAGAAAACUCAAAAUGUCACUGAAGUACUUUGAAGAUGCUCUUAUGACACUGAAUAUCUGAGUGCUUCAGUAGGACAGUGUGCCCCUACAAUGAUUUCUUUAACAAUUAACACUAGGUAAAACAAAAACUUAUGUGGGUACAUUACAGAUUUCCUAACCUCUAUUGGCAUUUGCAGUUGUUUGAGAAAAGGUGUGACUUCAAUGAAUAAUUAAUACCAAUAAAAGUUUCAUAACACAGGGCAAUCUAACAAAUGAUUGACUAGUAAACCUUGACUGACUCAGCCAUGUGACCCAGAACCUGCUCUUGAGCUAACACAGACCUUCAGCAUAUAAACUGAGAUUCUGACAGCCAGAGUCACUCCCUCCUGGGCCACAGAUGAAAAUGGAGCUCCUGGGAGGAGCCACUGUUGUCCUCCUGGUUUGCAUUGCUUGCCUGCUCUCCUUUGCAGCAUGGAAAGGAAGGUCUGGGAAGGGGAAGAUGCCUCCAGGACCAGCUCCCCUUCCCAUUCUAGGUAACCUGCUGCAGAUGAAAACAAGUAACAUGACCAAAACCCUCCAGAAGCUCAGUGAAGAGUAUGGACCCGUGUUCACAGUGCACAUGGGCUCUGACCCAGUGGUGGUGCUGCACGGAUACGAUGUGGUGAAAGAAGCCUUGAUCGAUCGCGCAGACGAGUUUGCUGCCAGAGGACGUGAGCCAACUGGAGACAGGGCUAACCAGGGAUUAGGGAUUAUUUUUAGCAACAACAAGCCAUGGUUGCACGUCCGUCGAUUUUCUCUCACCACUCUGCGGAACUUUGGAAUGGGGAAGAGGAGCAUUGAAGAGAGGAUACAGGAGGAAUCUGACUACUUGCUGGAGGAAAUCCACAAAACAAAGGGAACACCUUUUGACGCAACCUUCAUGCUGAGCUGUGCUGUCUCCAAUGUCAUAUGCUCCAUUGUCUUUGGGAGACGAUAUGAUUAUAAAGACAAGAAGUUCUUGGCUCUGAUGAGCAACGUAAACAACAUCAUUGAGAUGAUGAACUCCCGCUGGGGACAGCUCUACCAGAUGUUCUCAAGUAUCUUGGAUUACCUGCCUGGCCCACACAACAAUGUAUUUGCAGAAUUUGAUGCUCUAAAAGCCUUUGUAGCAGAGGAGGUGAAGUUGCACCAAGCCUCCCUAGAUCCCAACUCCCCUCAGGAUUACAUCGACUGUUUCCUCAGCAAAAUGCAGGAGGAGAAAGAUCGUCCCAAUUCCAGUUUCCACAUGAAGAACCUGGUAACAAGUGCUUUUGACUUGUUCAUUGCUGGAACUGAGACAACAAGCGUCACUUUGCGAUUUGGGCUUCUGCUUCUUAUCAAAUAUCCAAAGAUACAAGUGAAAAUUCAAGAAGAGAUUGACCAGGUAGUAGGACGAUCAAGAAAACCCUGUGUGGCUGACCGGACCCAGAUGCCCUACACGGAUGCCGUGGUCCAUGAAAUCCAGCGCUUCAUCACUCUUGUCCCCCUGGCUCUCCCUCACACUGUGACCAAAGACACCAGCUUCAGAGACUACAUCAUUCCAAAGGGCACCACGAUUUACCCUGUCCUCGCUUCUGUCCUCUAUGACAGUAAAGAGUUUCCAAACCCACAUGAGUUCAAUCCUGAACAUUUCUUGAACAAGGAUGGCAGCUUUAGGAAGAGCAACUUCUUCAUGCCCUUCUCAGCAGGAAAACGAAUAUGCCCAGGAGAGGGCUUGGCUCGAAUGGAGAUAUUCUUACUCAUAGCCACCAUCUUGCAGAACUUUACUUUGAAGUCUGUUGUCAACCCCCAGGAGCUCAGCGUAACCCCAAUUCUGAGUGGGAUAGGCAAUGUACCUCCUGACUUCCAGCUCCGUGCUUUCCCCCGCUGAAAAGCACUGAUCCACUCUCCAGUGGCCUGAAACUAGCUAUGCCUUCACAGCAUCUUUACUCAAAUCAACAGCAGGAGCAUUGGCCCACCUUUCCCAGGUCUUCAGGAAGGCAGUCCAAACACAGGCACAAAGCAGAGACCUCUGAAGCCUCCCAGAACUCCACCUCACCACAGGAGGCCCUGGGUGACAUUGCAGCCUCUGGCACUGAUGCUGUGUCCCAGGAUCAUUGAGGGCACUGGCUGCAUCAAACAGCCACUCUUGCUCUUCUCACCAACACAGCUCCCGUGGCUGCUCCUGCAGCACCUGUCCCACCAAGACCUGCCUUUGCAGAUGGACACUGCUGCAUGUGUGUACAUUCAUGAUCCAAUAAACAAAAAUCUGUUUAGGAUGA
Molecule: messenger RNA, 2989 nt
Organism: Passer domesticus (house sparrow)
Lineage: Eukaryota; Metazoa; Chordata; Aves; Passeriformes; Passeridae
Product: cytochrome P450 2C9-like
Exons: 9
Coding region: 1108-2598 (496 amino acids)
Biological process (GO): xenobiotic metabolic process; epoxygenase P450 pathway
Cellular component (GO): intracellular membrane-bounded organelle; cytoplasm
Molecular function (GO): iron ion binding; oxidoreductase activity, acting on paired donors, with incorporation or reduction of molecular oxygen, reduced flavin or flavoprotein as one donor, and incorporation of one atom of oxygen; heme binding
Source: RefSeq, a predicted model, not a curated record